GCUGCAGUUGUCGGUCGGUUGUCUUCGAUCAAACACAAGAACCUUGUGCUCCGCUACAGUGCCGGGUUCUGCUGAACAAAAAGUCGGUUCGGUAGAAGGAGGAAAAAAAAUCAUCCUAAAAAACCGCGGUGCGUGUCGGCGACGGAAACCAUCGCCAGGCUUCACCCCGACUGGAGUUGGACCGGCGGCAAUGAGCAAACCUCAACAACUGGUACAGAAAAGUGCCGGCCGGCGAAGCAUUUCAAGCUGUAUGUGACUGUUUUGCGUUUAUAGUUGUACACUAUUGGCGGUUGUUCCGAAAAAAAAAAAAAAAAACGUGGCUGUGAAAAUUUGUUUACCUUACACUAAUGGAAAGUAAGUCAGUGUGAUCUUCGUGUUGAAAGUGCACUCCUCUCUGGGAAAAGCAAACACUAGUUCCCUCGUGGCACAGGUUUAAUGGAUCAAUAACCAGCUACGACAACAACAAGUUGCAACCCAGUUGGUUGUUAUUGUACGUGGUGAAGUGUAAGCGGUAAAAACGGCCCACGUUUGAUUAGUUUUGAGCGAGAGUGCAACACACACGCGGCGGCGGAAAUGGCUGACGGGCAGAAUCUGCUAGAUCGGAAGCAUGGUGCGAUUAGCAUCGUUGGCGGGAGAGGUGCCAACCAUGAAGCCGAAAAAUCGCCGUUCCUCCCAACGGAACCGGUGCGGCUCACACCGGCCUGGGAGGAGAACAACCUUCCGAAUGAUGAGCUCAACUUUAAAGGGAUGACCAUGGAGCGGGCCCGGAUGGAGCUCCAUCCGCCAAACGACAAGCUGAUGCUGGUCUUCCUGACCCUGAUGAUCCACGGCGUCGGCACGCUAAUGCCCUGGAACAUGUUCAUCACUGCCAAAUCGUACUUUGUAGACUAUAAGCUCAGUCAGAAUUACACCAGCGUAGAGUCCGAGUACGGGACGUACUUCCUGUCGUACGUUGGGUUCGCGUCGCAGAUUCCGAACCUGCUGUUCAACUGGUUGAACAUCUUCAUGAACCUUGGUGGCAACCUAACCAAGCGCAUCGUGUACAGCAUCCUGAUCGAGGUGAUCGUGUUUGUCGUGACCGUUGUCCUUGCCAUGAUCGAUUCGUCCGAUUGGCCCGGGGCGUUCUUCUGGAUUACGAUGAUCACCGUUGUGAUCCUGAACAUGGCCGGUGGCAUCUACCAGAACACCGUGUACGGCAUGGUGGCCAAGCUGCCGUUCAAGUACACCGGCGCCGUCGUGCUGGGGUCCAACAUCAGCGGCACGUUCGCGUCCAUCAUCUCGAUCCUUAGCUCCCAAUUCGCAUCGUCGGUGCGGACGGCCGCCAUCUACUACUUCAUCACGGCCAUGUUCGUGCUGCUGCUGUGCUUCGACACGUACUUUGCGCUGCCGCUGAAUAAAUUCUACCGCUACCACGAGAUGCUCAAGGAGAAGGAAGCGGAAACGCACAAAAAGGCCGGCAUCGACGUGGACGGGCGACCCCCCUUCUGGAGGAUCUUCAAGCAGGCCUUCCCGCAGCUGUUCAACGUGUUCUUCACCUUCUUCAUCACGCUGGCCGUGUUCCCGGCCGUUCACUCGGACAUCAAGCGCUCCUCGCCGGAUUUCGUCAUUGGGGACGAGCUAUACGUGAGCAUCACCUGCUUCCUCACGUUUAACCUGUUUGCGAUGCUGGGCAGUUUGACCACCUCGUGGGUGACCUGGCCCAAACCGAAGCACCUGGUGUGGCCAGUGGUCCUCCGAGCGGUGUUUCUCCCGCUGUUCCUGUUCUGCAAUUACCGACCACUCGGUAUCGAACGGUUGCUCCCGAUCUACAUCAACGAUGACUGGGUGUACUGGGGCAUCGCCGUCCUCAUGGCGUACAGUUCCGGCUAUCUGAGCUCGCUCGGAAUGAUGUACGCCCCGCAGUCCGUGGAGUCGCACCACGCCGUUACGGCCGGCAUGUUUGCCGCGGCCAUGCUCAUUACGGGCAUCUUCAGCGGCAUUCUCUUCUCGAUGGUCUUCCCCCUGAUUGUGCGUACCAACUUCCUCGAGUGGCUGCACUAGGGCUGGCACUGGGCUCGACGAGAAGUUCUGGCCGCUCUGGACAGCUAGAUCCGGGACGGAUCGACCGAGCAGCCCAGGGGCCAGCCGGUUAGUGCAGGUCCGCUCGUGUGCCGCGGGUGGACAGACGUGAAACUCCUCACACUAUUGGCGGAAACAACACAAAAGCGCAGAUUUUCCUAGUUUUACGAUUUGAAUUUUACACUUUUUGCUCAAAAUCCUAAGUUCCCCGGGCCAGUUAACUAAAAAUCACACCAAAUUUUUGCGUAUUAAUUUUAAAAACGAUUAAUUUAAGUUUGGUUUUGCCCUGUCUUCACUUGUAGGUUAUACAUCGUUUACGGUUAGACUGAUAGUUUUGUUUUGUUAAGUUCUCUUAUCAUGUUUUUCAAACUUUUAAAGCGUUUAAUUAUUUUAAACAUAUUUUUUUUCUUAAAAUUCAUUUUCUCAAGCCGGUACAAUGUUAGCAUGUCAGCUAACCUUUUCUCGUUGCCUUUUUUUAAAUGCCGGAAAUUAGUGUAAGAGUUAGUAGUACGUUAACGUUUAAGUUUAGUGUUUACAGUAGAAAGUAUAUUUUUAUAUGAAAA
Messenger RNA from Culex pipiens pallens (northern house mosquito), 2621 nucleotides. RefSeq names its product equilibrative nucleoside transporter 1 (gene Ent2). NCBI's taxonomy places the organism in Eukaryota, Metazoa, Arthropoda, Insecta, Diptera, Culicidae. Gene Ontology annotation, biological process: nucleoside transmembrane transport. The transcript is spliced from 8 exons. The coding region runs from base 574 to 2040 and encodes 488 amino acids. Gene Ontology annotation, cellular component: plasma membrane. Gene Ontology annotation, molecular function: nucleoside transmembrane transporter activity. The record is from RefSeq and is a predicted model, not a curated record.